AUGGACACAAGAAAUAAUCUUUACGAAGCAAGUCAGAGUUUUCGAGCAAACAGUUCUUCGGUUUGGAGGGACACUGGUAUGGAAGUUUUCUCGAGGCCCUCCAUGACUUCCAACCAUGAAGAUGAAGAAGAAGACCUCAAGUGGGCUGCACUUGAAAGACUUCCCACAUUCAACCGUUUAAAGAAAGGUUUGCUCACUUCUUCAAGCGGCGAGGCAAGUGAAGUUGAUGUACGUAAACUUGGGUUUCAAGAAAGGAAUAAUUUAAUUCAGAGGCUUGUGAAAGAUACCGAAACCCAGAACGAGAAGUUCUUAAUGAGGCUGCGAGAGCGACUCGAUAGAGCUGGAGUGGAAGUUCCAGCACUGGAGGUAAGAUACGAGCAUAUCAAAGUCGAUGCAGAAGCUCAUGUAGGAACAAGGGCAUUGCCUUCAUUCUUUAACUUUUACAUUAAUUUUUUCGAGGGCAUCUUGUCUAGUCUCCACUUGCUUAAGAGUAGGAAGAAACACGUGUCUAUCCUCCGUGAUCUUAGUGGAAUCAUUAGGCCUAGCAGAAUAACAUUGCUUUUAGGUCCUCCAAGUUCUGGAAGGACCUCGUUAUUGCUGGCUCUUGCCGGGAAGCUUUCACCAGAUGUAGAGUUCUCAGGGAAGGUGACAUACAAUGGCCUUGACAUGAAUGAAUCUGCACCUUGGAGAGCUUCUGCCUACAUCAGUCAGCAUGAUAUCCAUAAUCCUGAAAUGACUGUAAGAGAAACCUUGUCCUUCUCUUCUAGAUGCCAGGGGGUCGGACAUCGUCAUGAAUGGUUAGCAGAAUUGUCAAGGAGAGAGAAAGCAGCAAAUAUUCAGCCUGAUCCUGAUAUUGAUGUCUUCAUGAAGGCAUCAGCUAUACAAGGCCAGAAGGCAAAUGUUUUCACAGAUUAUGUUCUGAAGAUUUUAGGACUAGACAUAUGUGCAGAAACCAUGGUCGGGGAUGGAAUGCUAAGGGGUAUUUCGGGUGGUCAAAAGAAGCGUGUCACAACCGGUGAGAUGCUGGUUGGACCAGCAAAGGUUCUGUUCAUGGAUGAGAUUUCUACUGGUUUGGACAGCUCAACAACUUAUCAAAUUGUGAACUCGCUUAGGCAAUCCAUGCACAUUCUCAACGGAACUGCUGUUAUUGCUCUCCUCCAGCCACCACCAGAAACUUAUAACCUUUUUGAUGACAUUAUACUCCUCUCCGAUGGUCAAAUUGUGUACCAGGGGCCCCGUGAACACGUGCUAGAGUUUUUUGAGUCCGUAGGCUUCAAAUGUCCUGAAAGAAAAGGCGUGGCCGAUUUUCUGCAGGAAGUGACUUCAGAGAAAGAUCAGGAGCAAUAUUGGGCUCAUAGGGAUAAGGCUUACAAAUUCGUCACGGUCAAGGAAUUCACUGAUACAUUUCAGUCUUUCCAUGUUGGGAAGAAAAUAAAAGAGGACCUUUCGGUUCCAUUUGACAAGAGUGACAAGGGUGCAGAACUUUUGGCUCCCCAAAAAUAUGGUGUUGGAAAGAAAGAACUCCUUAAAGCCUGCAUGUCAAGAGAAUACUUGCUAAUGAAGAGGAACUCAUUUGUCUAUGUAUUCAAGUUUGUGCAGCUUAUAGUGAUGGCAUUCAUUACAAUGACACUCUUCAUACGGACAAGGAUGCAUCGAGAUUCAAUAACAGAUGGAGGCAUUUUCACUGGUGCCUUAUUUUUCUGUAUGAUAAUGGUCAUGUUUAAUGGAAUGUCUGAGCUCAGUUUGACCAUUGCCAAGCUUUCUGUUUUUUACAAGCAAAGGGACCUCAUGUUUUUCCCUGCCUGGGCGUAUGCACUUCCCGGAUGGUUGAUCAAGGUUCCCCUCUCAUUCGUGGAAGUUGGAAUUUGGGUUUUCAUGACCUACUACGUCAUUGGUUUCGAUCCAAAUGUGCAUAGGUUGUUUAGACAAUACUUUAUAUUCAUACUUGUCCAUCAAAUGGCUUCUGGAUUAUUCCGACUUAUUGCAGCACUUGGUAGGAAUAUGGUUAUUGCUACCACAGGCGGAUCAUUUGCACUGCUAGUACUCUUUGUAAACGGUGGCUUUGUUCUUUCAAGAGUGGAUAUAAAGAAAUGGUGGAUAUGGGCUUACUGGAUAUCGCCAAUGAUGUAUGCGCAGAAUGCAGUGGAAGUAAAUGAGUUCCUAGGGAAUAGCUGGAAACAUGUUCUUCCAAACACAGAACAGCCGUUGGGAAUUUUGGUUUUGAAGUCUAGAGGAUUCUUUACAGAACAACGCUGGUAUUGGAUAGGAGUUGGGGGCCUGAUUGGAUUUAUAAUACUAUUCAACUUGGCUUAUGUCUUGGCCCUCACUUAUCUCGACUCUUAUGACAAGGCUCAAAGUAGUCAAUCGGACGAAUCUCAAGAAAAUGAACAAGCUCAAAAAACUGCAAAUGAAGGGAACAGAGCUAGCGCUGAGAUAAACUCCAGUAAGAAAAAAGGAAUGACUCUUCCAUUUCAACAACAAUCUCUCACCUUUAAUGACAUUGUGUACUCUGUUGACAUGCCACCGGAAAUGAAGAAUCAGGGUGUCAGUGAGGAUAAGCUGGUGCUUUUGAAGGGAGUGAGCGGUGCUUUCAGGCCUGGCGUCCUUACCGCUUUGAUGGGUGUCAGUGGUGCUGGUAAAACUACCCUCAUGGAUGUGCUAGCUGGUAGGAAAACUGGGGGUUAUAUUGACGGUGAUAUCAAAAUUUCUGGAUAUCCCAAAAAGCAAGAAACCUUUGCUCGAAUUUCAGGAUACUGUGAACAAAAUGACAUCCAUUCUCCUCAUGUUACUGUCUAUGAGUCUUUGCUUUUUUCAGCUUGGCUCCGCCUACCCUCUGAAGUCAAUUCUACAACAAGAAAGAUGUUUGUGGAGGAGGUGAUGGAGCUUGUGGAACUAAAACCUUUGCGGAAAGCGCUAGUUGGCUUGCCAGGUGUGAAUGGUCUCUCAACUGAGCAACGGAAGAGGCUCACCAUUGCUGUUGAACUAGUGGCAAACCCUUCCAUAAUAUUCAUGGACGAGCCAACUUCAGGGCUAGAUGCUAGAGCUGCUGCAAUUGUCAUGAGAACAGUUAGGAACACUGUGGACACUGGAAGAACAGUUGUCUGCACCAUUCAUCAGCCAAGCAUUGACAUAUUUGAAUCUUUUGAUGAGUUAUUAUUGAUGAAGCGUGGAGGAGAAGAAAUAUAUGUAGGGCCUUUAGGCCACCAUUCUUGUGAUUUGAUCAAGUAUUUUGAGGACAUUGAAGGAGUCAGUAAAAUUAAAGGUGAUUACAACCCUGCAACUUGGAUGUUGGAAGUUAGCUCUUAUGCACAAGAACAAGCUUUGGGAGUUGAUUUUUCCAAAGUGUACAAAAAUUCUGAACUGUAUCGGAGAAACAAAGAACUUAUUAGGCAACUGAGCACACCUCCUGCCGAUUCCAGAGAUCUCCAUUUCCCUUCUCAAUACUCUCAAUCAUUUUAUGCUCAAUGCAUAGCAUGCUUUUGGAAACAAAGAUUGUCGUAUUGGCGCAAUCCACCAUACACUGCUGUAAGAUUUUUGUUCACAGCUAUCAUAGCCAUCAUGUUUGGCACAAUGUUCUGGGACCUGGGCUCCAAAACGAAAAAGCAGCAAGACCUGUUUAAUGCGAUGGGCUGUAUGUAUUGUGCUGUUCAAUUCAUUGGAAUCCAAAAUGCUGGUAGUGUGCAGCCAGUCGUUUCAGUUGAACGAACGGUUUUCUACAGAGAAAAAGCUGCUGGAAUGUAUUCACCCUUAGCGUACGCCUUUGCACAGAUUAUAAUUGAGCUCCCGUACAUUUUCAUCCAAACUCUGGUUUACGCUGUCAUCGUGUACUCCAUGAUGGGACAUCAAUGGACUGCUGCUAAAUUCUUUUGGUAUUUGUUCUUCAUGUACUUCACAUUGCUAUAUUUCACCUUUUAUGGGAUGAUGGCUGUGGCUGUGACGCCAAAUUUCCACAUUGCUACUAUAAUUUCCUCCGCAUUUUAUGGAGUGUGGAACCUCUUUUCCGGAUUUAUUGUCCCGCGAACUAGAAUGCCCGUGUGGUGGAGAUGGUACUAUUAUAUAUGUCCAGUUUCGUGGACCUUAUAUGGACUAGUUAUAUCACAGUAUGGAGAUAUGGACGACAUGCUUGACAAUGGUGUAACAGUUAAACAGUUUUUGAAAAGUUACUUCGGCUUCGAACACAAGUUUCUAGGACCAGUUGCAGGUAUUGUUACAGCGUUUGUUAUUCUCUUCGGACUUAUUUUUGCCGUUUCCAUCAAGGUUUUCAAUUUCCAGAAAAGAUAG
Molecule: messenger RNA, 4281 nt
Organism: Pyrus x bretschneideri (Chinese white pear)
Lineage: Eukaryota; Viridiplantae; Streptophyta; Magnoliopsida; Rosales; Rosaceae
Product: pleiotropic drug resistance protein 1-like
Exons: 23
Coding region: 1-4281 (1426 amino acids)
Cellular component (GO): membrane
Molecular function (GO): ABC-type transporter activity; ATP binding; ATP hydrolysis activity
Source: RefSeq, a predicted model, not a curated record